Messenger RNA from Polyodon spathula (Mississippi paddlefish), 5686 nucleotides. Its product is annotated as E3 ubiquitin-protein ligase listerin-like. Gene Ontology annotation, molecular function: ribosomal large subunit binding; ubiquitin protein ligase activity. The record is from RefSeq and is a predicted model, not a curated record. Bases 191 to 4264 code for a protein of 1357 amino acids. Gene Ontology annotation, biological process: rescue of stalled cytosolic ribosome; ribosome-associated ubiquitin-dependent protein catabolic process. The transcript has 26 exons. Lineage: Eukaryota; Metazoa; Chordata; Actinopteri; Acipenseriformes; Polyodontidae. Gene Ontology annotation, cellular component: RQC complex; cytosol.
AUGGCUUCUUUUGAUUUCACCCUUACCACUACUGUGAUACGUCUUUCCGUGUGCGUUCAGCUCAACCUUCCUGAGUCUGACUCGAACUGGGCUAUAUACGCACAAGUAGUGAAAUUUAUAUUUAAAAUAGGUCGAUUUGUUUUUACGUGAAGUGUAGACAUUUGUAUUUUUUCUAAAAACAGCUACAAGUAUGGGCGGAAAAAAUAAACAGAGAACCAAAGGAAAUGUCCGGCCUUCCAGCAGUGGCAGAGCUGCAGAGCUGCUUGCAAGAGAACGGGGUGCAGUGCCUGGGUUUGUUGGAUUUGGCUCAUCAUCACAUGACCUGGGAUAUGUUCCUGCAGUCUACGGGACAGAUGAAAUGGACAAUCUUGUAGAUGCAGAUUUCCGUAUGGUUUUACGGAAACUUUCUAAAAGAGACACAAUUACAAAAUUAAAGGCAGUACAAGAAUUUGGUACAAUGUGUACAGAAAGAGAGUCAGAGAUUGUUAAAGGGGUUCUUCCUUACUGGCCAAGAAUAUACUGUAAAAUCUCAAUGGACCAUGACCGUCGUGUUCGUGAGGCAACUGGACAGGCCUUUGAGCAGCUUAUUCUUAAAGUAAAGAGGAAUCUGGCGCCUUACUUAAAAAGCAUUAUGGGAUACUGGCUGAUAGCUCAGUGUGACACUUACUCACCUGUAGCAUCAGCUGCAAAUGUAGCAUUUCAAGCUGCUUUUCCUACAAGUAAACAGCCAGAGGCUCUUGCAUUUUGCAAGGAAGAGAUUCUCAAUAUUCUUCAAGAUAAUCUUUUAAAGGAAACUCCAGAGACACUCAGUGACCCUCAAAGUGUCCCAGAGGAAGAGAGAGAAGCCAAAUAUGUGAGGGUUGUUACUUGCUCCCUGCUGGCUUUGAAGAAGCUACUGACAUUGCUGCCUGGGCCUGAGAUUGACACACUGGAAGAAAACCUUACACAGCUCAUAUCCCAAAAUAAAUUUUGGAAAUACAGUAAACACACAACUCCACAGAUCCGUGGAGCUUUAUUUGAAGAAGUGGCCACAUUUUGCCAGCGCACACCUGAGCUAAUACAGACUCAAGCUACACGAGCAUGCUCAGCUGUGUUGUUAAACAUUGAUGACACUGACCCUGUGGUCUGCCCAGCUCUGUGGGAAGCAGUUCUUUACAUCCUUACCAACAUUAAGAAAGAUACAGACUUCCUGGUUAAUAUGCUGUACAGCGUUCUUCACUGUUGUGAUAGCAACGAGGAGAAGAGACGCAUUUUGGAUCACAUUUCCAAGAUGGACCUAAAAUGGAGUACCUUGCUUCAAAUCAUACAUAAGGCAUGUGCAGAUGAAGCUAAGUUUGAGGCAACAUCAGAUUGGUUGAAAGGAGAAGUGUUGGGAGAGAAGCUUGUAAAGCUGGCAGAGGACCUUUGUGCCAUUGGGCUAAAUAGGAUCUCCACCUUGGAAUCCUCCCAUUCAGACAGCUGGGCACUUAUCAGCCUAGAGUUGUCUCAGCAUGUUCAGAAGCACUCACUGCUGCAGAAACUGAACAAUGCAUGUUUUGCUGGUAUACAGUCACUGGUUGGACAGAUUGGAACUGAUUUUGGGGAAGGGACCUUCUUGCAUAGUUCUGCACUAUGGGUGAAGAACCAAAUUCUAAAUUCAACUGUGGGUGUAAAAAGCUUGCAGGUACUCAUUUCAUCUGUAUGCAGUUUAGUGGAAAAUCUGAUCAAGACUAAUCCACCCAGCUCUCACAUUAUGGAAAAAUUUGUUGAGUGUUUAACACCUAGUGAUUCAGAAUGGAAGAUGAUGAGACAGGCACUUCCUCCACAGUGGCUGAAGCGACCUCUGUUAAAUGGAAGACUGAGUUUGAAUUGUCAGUACCACUGUAUGGAUGUAUGGAGAUUCCGCUCCUCUGUCAAGAUUCCAAGUCAUCUGUGUGCUGCAGCAUUAUUGGGUCAAGUGAUUUUAAUUAUGUUGGAGUCUGAAAGUAUUAAUGAAGUAGACAAACUCAAUCUUGUUGGAGCUGAAUGCACAGUUGUAGAAGUACUCUACUCGCUGCAGUGGUGUGAAGAAAUUGAAGUUCUUCCAGCUGUGGUGUCAGAAUUUUUUGGGAUGCUUCAAGAAAUGAACAUUACAAAUGAAAGAAUAAGCAAAGAAAGUGGAAAAUUGUUUAAUGUUCUCGAAACCUUGUUUUCCAGGUCUAUGCAGAGUGGGUCAUUGUGGACCCUGACUCUAGCAAAAUAUCCAGAAACAAAAGCAGUCAGUAGUUCUGAUCUAAAGAAGCUUUAUGGAACUAUUGAAAGCUUUUUCCCUUUGACAGAACAAAACCUCUGCACCAUACAAGGUCUCUCACCCUUUUUGUUUAAAGAAGAAAAGGAAUUGUUAAUGAACUACUGUACUGCAGAACUUUUGAAGUGGGAAGACACUGAUAUUACCAGUAUCCAUGGAGGAUAUGGGCACCUUGCUGUUAUUCACUGUUGUUUAAAAAGUGGAGCUACUGGAGAUCAAGAAAUGCUAAUGGAGGUUCUGAGAACAGUCAUGGAAUGGAGAAACCUCAAGGAAGAUGUGUUCCUCUUUAACUUCAAUCUGAAAGAAGCUUCUCCCAGCCUCCUGGUUUUUAAUGUACAAAUUAUUCGGUUCAUUUGCUGGUUGAUCAGACGGUCCCCACCUUUUAUGACCGACAGUCAAUGGGAUUUCAUCUUGUGCUCCAUGUUAGCCUGGCUGGAGAGUGCAAGUGAGAAUACCACCUCUUACUGGAAUCCAUGGGCCCAGGUUUUUGUCUGUCAGACUUGUAACUUAGUUACAGCUUUGAGUGAAUUUUUCACAGGACCUGCACCCGAUUUACUGGAGAAGCUCCCAGUAAACCUGAUGAGCGAAUGGAAAGAGUUCUUUACAGAAGGGGUGCACAGUCUGCUUUUGCCACUCUUUGUAAAAAUCACAGAAGAAUUCUCUGAAACAGACGAUCCCCUUUUCCCUCUUCCUGUGUUGAAGGCAGUAGGUGAUGCACUGACCUACAUUCCUGUUCAGCAAUUGACCCAAAAUAAUCUGCAGCCUAAAUUUGUGGCGGGCCAAAAAACAAAUUUACCUGACAAACUGCAGACGCUGCUGAACACCAUAACACCACUGCUUUUGUUUAAGGCUAGGCAUGUCCAGAUCUCAGUCUACUAUAUUUUACACAAGGUAAUGCCCCAGCUCCCUGAGUUCGAUAAUGAAAAUGACAACACAAAAUCUGAUGAUGAAGAGGAGGAAGAACCAUGUUUGUCCCCCCCUGCAGCACUGAUGGCUAUACUUGGUGCAACAGAGGAAUUACUUGAUGAUAUUCUGGGGAGUGUUCAGGUUGGAGAGUUUGCAGUUGUACAGCCAUUAAGUGAAGAAUAUUGUUGCAUACUAGGAUAUCUACUUACUUGGAAAUUAAUUCUUACUUUCUUCAAGGCGUCCUCAUCUCAUUUAAGGGUCCAGUAUUCACACUACCUCCGGAAAACCAAAUGCCUGCACAAGCUGCUUUUCCAUCUCUUUCGGCUAAUGCCUGACAAUCCAGUGUAUCCUGGACAGACAGCGGAGCCUGGGAGCAAGGAAACCAGAACGUUUUUUACAGAGGACCUUCACCUUUCAGUUCUCAAAACAGAAUAUUUGCCCUCAGAGAUUGCACAUUUGGCUUGUUCCGUGUACUACAUUACAUUGAAGGAUUUACCAGCAAUGGUCCGUCUUUGGUGGAAAGGCCAGGAAAAGCGUGUGUUUAACACUGUUGAUAAAUUUACCAGCAAAUAUGUCAGUAAUGUGCUGUCAUGCCAGGAAAUUUCAUCAGUACAAACAAGCACACAAACUUUUGAGAACAUGACAGUAAAGGCGCGCUCUACAACACGAGAAGUAAUUGCUACGUACUCCGUGGAAGAUAUAUUUAUUGAGCUAGUAGUGCAGCUGCCUCAGAAUUACCCUCUGGGGUCAAUAUCUGUGGAAAGUGGAAGGCGUGUUGGCAUUGCUGUUCAGCAGUGGCGCAACUGGAUGCUUCAGCUUAGUACUUACCUCACCCAUCAGAAUGGUAGUAUUAUGGAAGGCCUGGCAUUGUGGAAGAACAAUGUAGACAAGCGCUUUGAGGGGGUUGAAGACUGCAUGAUCUGUUACUCUGUUAUUCAUGGUUCCAAUUAUUCACUUCCAAAGUUCUCAGAUUUUAUCCUGACUACGGUAAUUUCACAGUGCAGAGCCAGUGGGCUUUCUCUCAACCUCUGGCUCUCACUUGCUCCCAGGGUCUACAGGCCUUUCUCCUUUAUCCUGCAGUUUGCAAGAUGACUCAUGGAUCGCAGGACUAUAUGAACUCGCUUGGUGUCUACAGGAACUGAAGUGAAUACGGCUCCAUUCAUCUGGACUGUUCUUUCGGCUAUCAGCUGGCCUUGACAUCGAGGAUUUGCUCUCUUGGACAUGACUGUUUCUACUUGACUACCUGCGUCUGGUGAUUUUACUGCCCUUCGUGGAAUUGAACUAAGUGACCGAACAUCGAAGUCAACAUUGGGGAUUCACCCUUCCAAAUCAGACUAGCCUUUUUAUUUUACAUUUUUUUAUUUUAAUAGUUUAAAAUAAAAAAAAUGUGUUUUCAGAUUUGAAUUUAUGAACAGCUUCUGUGUGUCCCGGACAUUUGUAUAUACGGUGGGCGAUUUUUGACUUGUAUAGUUCUGUGUGUGUUAGGUAUGGCUGGGGGUGGGGGGGGAGGUUGGGACUCUAUUUAAAGAGAGAUUUUGUUUGCCCAGAGAUAAAUGUACGCAAUUGCUUCAAAAACUUAAUUUGCCAUGCCUCUCAGCAGAUGAGUCAGCUGCUCUUAGCACUCCAUUUUCCUUGGAUGAACUGAAGGAGGCUUUACAUGAUAUGAGCAAAGGUAAAUCCCCAGGGUUUGAUGGUAUUCCACCUGAAUUUUUUCUCUCUUUUUGGAAUCAGUUGGGUCCCCUUCUAUUGGAAAUGAUAUAAACUGCUAUUGAUAAGGAUUAUUUUGACAGAUAUAUUAAUUCAGCUAUUAUAUCCUUAUUACUGAAGAAAGAUAAAGACCCUACUAUAUGUGCGAGCUACCAGCCUCUUUCAUUGAUAAACUCAGAUGUCAGGCUAUAUGCCAAGGUGCAAUCACGCCACCUUGAAUUCCAUAUGACUAAACUUAUUCAUCUCAAUCAAACAGGUUUUAUUAAAACCCACCUAGCCUCCGAUAAUGUUCGCUGCUGUCUUCAUAUCAUCUACAUGGCUAUGGAUAUCGAUACCCCGUGCGCUGUUCUUUCUUUAAAUGCUGAAAAGGCUUCCAAUUGCCUGGAAUGGCAAUGGUGCUCACAGGCAGUAAAUGCUCAUCCCAGUUCACUAUCUCUAGAUGCACUCGUCAAGGCUGUCCGCUCUCCCCUCUAUUAUUUGCUCUGUCGAUUGAACCACUUGUCUAUCACUCAUUCCCCUGUUAUUCUCAAUAACAUGCAGCAUCAUUUUUCACUCUAUGCCGAUGACAUAUUAUUAUUUGUUAAUAAUGUUCCCCAACUGCUUUCUCAGCUAUUAUCUAUUUUAGAAAAUUUUAGUUUAUUGUCAGCAUACAAAAUUAAUGAGUCUAGGUCCAUUCUAAUGCCCCUGAAUACUGCAAUGAGGGACAUAGUUUUGAACAUACCAAUGGUUAACCGUUUGCAGUCCAUUUAUUCAGCGCUUGUUAGGCGCGUCAGGUCCAAUUUAUUUUCACACGUGAUGUUUAGUUUA